Cladocopium goreaui is the source of this 1869-nucleotide messenger RNA. Lineage: Eukaryota; Dinophyceae; Suessiales; Symbiodiniaceae. The record is from the annotation of a GenBank genome assembly.
GUACGCGCCCCAACUUUUGGUGGAAAAAUGUAUUUUUGGCAAGCGCAACCGCAUGGGCUAUCUCCAUGUGCUAUUCUAGCAUUGGUCCUUUGCCGGUGCGCCACUGAAAAAGUGAAAACGGUUGCUUGUGACAAAAUUACAUCCCCACAUGCCUGGUGUGAAUUCCGCCCUCGAGAUGACACGCUCAAUGCGGAACCGGUCCUUUUCAAGUCAACGUCUUCUGCGCUGGUUGGGCUUGAUUGGUAUUCCAUCAUUGAAGAUGACAAAGUGGUGAAUGUCGAAUUUUCGGACACAUUUAUUUUCAAAGCACACGCAAAUGUUCACCAAACGAGCUUGGAGAUGAAAUGGGCCUUGGCCAAGAAGAUAUUGCGUGGAGAACACGCAGUGAAUUCAAAAUUUGCAACCUACGUUCAUCAACAAUCACUGGUAUCUCCGACCGAUCCAAUUUUGGAAAAAAUAGCUCAACAUUUGCCGAAAUGGUUUUUGGAAGUGGUUGCACAGAAAGUCCUUUUCUGGCUUGGUGGCCCAAGGAAUCAUACAACAGGUCUUCAUUUCGACCCGCUUGACAACCUCUAUGUGGUUGUAAAGGGCUCCAAGGAAGUUCUUCUUCAUCCUCCAUGGCAUGCGGCAGAUUUAGGCUGUGGUGGCAGGUUGUUGAAGAAUUCCUUUCUUCUGGACGAGGACGAAACUCGUAUUCGAUCUGGUGAUAUGGACGUUGAAACCAUUUCCCAGUUGCAGCCCAGGUGUGAUGGUUCGCUUGGUAUUACCAAUUUGUCGGCGUUGGUUGAAGCUGGCGAUAUAUUGUGGAUCCCAACUGGGUGGUUUCAUACCCUCAGAAGCAGUGCCAAUGCCGUGGCUAUUAGCAUUUUUUACACGAGAAUGACUUCGAUCCCACAGCUUCUACUGGGUCUGUUGACACCGCACCAUUUGCUGCAUUCGGAGAACCCGGAUGUUGAUGACGCACAGGAGGCUUUGAGUGAAGAAUUGAGGUCCACUUACCCAGAUCUGAGAAACAACGAGACAAACCAAGAGAACGAGGAUGCUGAUGAUGAUGAUGAUGAUAUAGCCGAGGAGCAACAUGAUCGCAAAGUCGCUGCUGCAUUUAAUCGCCACUUGAAGCCAUUGUCCUCAGCACACCGUUCGCGGCAAGCGGCGCCACUUUCAGCGCAUAAACUACUGGGAAAACUCAGUGAUGCUCCCCUCCUGGUACAUCUGGCAAAAUCCCUUGCAAGGAAGCUGAUGCCAAAGUCCAGUAAAGCUUUAUUUCAGGUUGACUGAGAAGAUUGAGAGAAAGGACAAGGAAAUGCAUAUUCAUGUUCCAUCAUGUUCCAUCCAUUGUGGUCCAGUGACUAGGACUCAACAUGGCCAUGAUGGAGCUGGCAAAUCCCCCCCGCACACCUGGGCACAGACUGCCUUGCAUAGUUUGAGCAUGCAGAGCAAUGCAAGCACUCUUUUAGGCUGGGGGAAGCCGUUUGACACUGUCAGACGUUCUUUAUAGACAAACCGUAGCCGCAGCCUUGUUUCAACUUAAAACAUGCUGCUAUGAUGGCUAUGAUGCCAUGAUAUUUCAUGACACAUCUACAGUUCCCUGCCAAAAAAACAAAACAAGCCAGCUGUUUUGACUCCAUUGAGGCUGGUGGCAAGAAGUCUUUCCAGACUGUUCGCCUGGUAUUGGGAGAGGUAGUUGCACAGAGGCUGUACAGAAAGUGGCGAUGAUUUCUUCAGAUCCUUUACUGUGUAGAUGCUCAGAUCUGAAGGGCAGCGUUGAAUUGUGAUCUGCAUCGAUAUCAAAGUCUCAGCAGAAAAAGGAGAUCUUGACUGGUUCUCCUGUGGCACAGUGACUCCGACUCAACCACUUGCGGCUGGUUC